Pterocles gutturalis (yellow-throated sandgrouse) is the source of this 655-nucleotide messenger RNA. RefSeq names its product signal sequence receptor, beta (translocon-associated protein beta) (gene SSR2). The coding region runs from base 2 to 553 and encodes 183 amino acids. The record is from RefSeq and is a predicted model, not a curated record. NCBI's taxonomy places the organism in Eukaryota, Metazoa, Chordata, Aves, Pterocliformes, Pteroclidae. The transcript has 5 exons. Gene Ontology annotation, cellular component: membrane; endoplasmic reticulum.
GAUGAAGCUCCUGAUUCUCCCUGUGUUCGCCCUGUUUUACGUGGCCCACUGUGAGGAAGGUGCCAGGCUGCUGGCAUCCAAAUCUCUGUUGAACAGAUACGCGGUGGAGGGCAAGGACUUGACGCUGCAGUACAACAUCUACAACGUCGGCUCCAGUGCUGCGUUAGACGUGGAGCUGUCCGAUGAUUCUUUCCCCCCAGAAGAUUUUGGCAUUGUCUCCGGGAUGCUCAACGUCAAGUGGGACAGGAUUGCUCCAGCGAGUAACGUGUCCCACACGGUGGUUCUGCGGCCUCUCAAAGCUGGUUACUUCAACUUCACCUCUGCCACCAUCACGUACCUGGCGCAGGAGGGCGGACAGGUGGUGGUUGGUUUCACCAGUGCUCCUGGGCAGGGAGGAAUCCUGGCUCAGCGGGAGUUCGACAGGAGGUUCUCCCCACACUUUCUGGACUGGGCAGCUUUUGGUGUGAUGACCCUGCCCUCUAUUGGGAUCCCGCUGCUGCUGUGGUACUCGAGCAAGAGGAAGUACGACACCCCCAAGCCCAAAAAGAACUGAGCAAAAAGAAACGCCACCAGCACCCUGGAGCUCAGGAGAGAACAAACACGAUCCCACCCGGAACUGCAGGUUUGUGGGGAUCAGCAACAGCCGCCCCAGAGG